This is a messenger RNA of Phytophthora infestans T30-4, 324 nucleotides long. RefSeq lists its product as uncharacterized. The transcript has a single exon. Bases 1 to 324 code for a protein of 107 amino acids. The record is from RefSeq and is a predicted model, not a curated record. Lineage: Eukaryota; Oomycota; Peronosporomycetes; Peronosporales; Peronosporaceae.
AUGAUGGCCUUUUUGGCCACGUAUGAGAUCGAAAAGGACAAGGAUCGCAUCACGGACGAAGAUAUCAUGGCGAAGGUCAAGGCUAGAUGCGAGACGACUAAUCGAGACUUUCUCGCCAAUCCGGCAGCGCUGUUCACUCAGCAGUUAAAAAUGGACUUAUCGAUCAAGGAUGUUCCCGACAGAGUGUCAAAGUAUUUUCGGCAGUUCGAGCAGAUCAUUGCUGAUAACGGCUUUUAUGAGAAUCUAGGCCGAGGUGCGGCUACAGACGAUGACUAUGUGGCGAGGAUGAAACAAAAAACCAAGAUCUUGGUUGACAACCUGUAG